CCUGCCAACUGUUGGGGUUUCUUCGCUGCCGCUCAGCCUUUGCGCAGCAUGGACCUGCUGCUGCAAACAUGAACACGAAGCGAACAAUAAAUCAGAUCAGAAACAUGAAAACGUAAAAGGAGAAAAGUUUCACAUGUGAGGAUUUCUUCACAAGCCCGACUCCCUGCGCUACAAACUGAACAGGCGCAAACCAACUCCAGCCUGACAAAUGACGCAUUUUUCAUCACUGAUAUAAAAGCGCGGCAUCAGUCCUGCCAGCAGCCGACAUUUGCAGUUACGAACUUCUCUGCAGACCUCAGCAGCGCAGCAAUCUGCUAUGCGCUCCAAGAGGUGUCGCGGAGCGACGCGCACCGGGCUCUCCGCGGAAUAACCGAACCUCUCCGAACCAGACAGCGUUUACGCACCAUGGACGGCACCAACAACACGACGGCCUGGCCCGAGUUCGACAACACAACGAGCAGACCCAGAUCUGAGGACCGGGAAAUUAAGCUGAGCUACCAGGUGCUCACGUCCUUCCUGCUGGGCGCGCUCAUCCUGUGCGCAAUCUUUGGGAACGCCUGCGUCGUCGCUGCCAUCGCGCUGGAGCGCUCCCUCCAGAACGUCGCCAACUACCUGAUCGGCUCUCUGGCAGUCACCGACCUGAUGGUGUCGGUGCUGGUUCUGCCCAUGGCGGCGCUCUACCAGGUGCUGAACCGCUGGACGCUCGGACAGGUUCCUUGCGACAUCUUCAUCUCACUGGACAUGGUGUGCUGCACGUCCUCCAUCCUGCACCUGUGCGCUAUCGCUCUGGACCGGUACUGGGCCAUCACAGAACCCAUUGAAUACAUGAAGAAGAGGACACCAAGGCGAGCUGCGGUUCUGAUCAGCGUCACCUGGCUGGUCGGUUUCUCUAUCUCAGUGCCGCCGAUGUUGGUGAUGCGCUCCCAGCCCAGCAGCGUGGCCGCGGACAGCGCCAACCCAAAGGAGUGUAAGAUAAGACAAGACCCCUGGUACACGAUAUACUCCACCUUUGGGGCUUUCUACAUCCCCCUGACCUUGAUGCUGGUUCUGUACGGAAGGAUUUUCAAAGCCGCGCGGUUCCGGAUACGGAGGACUGUGCGUAAAACUGAGAAAAAGAAAGUUUCUGACUCGUGCCUCGCGCUGUCUCCCGCGCUGUUCCACAAAAAGCCUCCCGGAGACUCGCAGGGGAAGAGCUGGAAGCGCAGCGUGGAGCCGAGGCCGCUGCCGAGCGCCAACGGCGCAGUGAAGCACGCGGAGGACGGCGAGUCUCUGGAGAUCAUCGAGGUCCACAGCAGCUCCAAAUGCACCCUGCCGCUGCCCAACACCCCGAGCUCCGUGCCUUUGUUCGAGAGCAGGCACGAGAAGGCCACCGAGGCCAAGCGGAAGAUCGCGCUGGCGCGUGAGCGCAAGACGGUGAAGACUCUGGGCAUCAUCAUGGGCACCUUCAUCCUCUGCUGGCUGCCCUUCUUCAUCGUGGCGCUCGUCAUGCCGUUCUGCCAGGAGUCGUGCUACAUGCCGGGCUGGCUGGAGGACGUGAUCAACUGGCUGGGCUACUCCAACUCUCUGCUCAACCCCAUCAUCUACGCCUACUUCAACAAGGACUUCCAGAGCGCCUUCAAGAAAAUCAUCAAGUGUCAUUUCUGCAAACCGUGAAGGUCGCAUGUUCUAGUCUCAUAAUGUCCCGCGUGUCCCGGACUCAGCAGUGCCCGGAUCUGACAUCCGGGUCCAGAGAGACGCAGCUGACUGACUUCUGUCUCUCCGAUCAUCAGACGUCUCUAGAAAGCUAUGAUGGUCUGACUGAAGCUCCAUGUUUCUGUUCUGUAAACUAAUAAAAUAAGUAGCUUUUUCAUCUUUUCUCUCAGGUUUUUCUUGUUUUUAGUGGAUAACAGUUUUUAUAACUCUGCAGAAGCAGAAAAAAUGAUCAUUUAAAUUAAAGAAUUUAUUUCAGGUGUAAAAUCUGGGGAAUUUGGAUCAAAAAAGCACAAUUUUGUAAAAAUUCUCCCAUUUUUCUUAAAGUUCGAGUCAAAUUUAAAGCGGGUUGAGUUAAAACGGCUCACGUGAGCAGCUGCAGCACUGACACACCGUCUAACGUCUGGUAAGUGGUGAUUAAGCAGCAGGAUGUUAAAACGGUCACGUUCACAGCUGGGAAGGAAUGCAAAUGAUGCCAUUAAACAUGUUGCUUCUGUUCCUGCGGCGCCUCCAAACGAACCCACCCAGAACCGGGUUGGCUGCAGAGCCCACAUCUUAGCCCUGCUGAAGAAGAGAGGAUGAGGAUGACACCUUCAUCCUUCUUCCUGAUCAGCUAAAAACAAAACAAAAUAAAACGUUUCUGAU
Nothobranchius furzeri (turquoise killifish) is the source of this 2334-nucleotide messenger RNA. RefSeq names its product 5-hydroxytryptamine (serotonin) receptor 1A b (gene htr1ab). Gene Ontology annotation, cellular component: plasma membrane. Gene Ontology annotation, molecular function: G protein-coupled serotonin receptor activity; dopamine neurotransmitter receptor activity, coupled via Gs. Gene Ontology annotation, biological process: regulation of behavior; regulation of hormone secretion; regulation of vasoconstriction. The record is from RefSeq and is a predicted model, not a curated record. Lineage: Eukaryota; Metazoa; Chordata; Actinopteri; Cyprinodontiformes; Nothobranchiidae.